Messenger RNA from Trichoderma citrinoviride, 1116 nucleotides. Its product is annotated as acid protease. Gene Ontology annotation, molecular function: aspartic-type endopeptidase activity. NCBI's taxonomy places the organism in Eukaryota, Fungi, Ascomycota, Sordariomycetes, Hypocreales, Hypocreaceae. Gene Ontology annotation, biological process: proteolysis. The transcript is spliced from 2 exons. The record is from RefSeq and is a predicted model, not a curated record. Bases 1 to 1116 code for a protein of 371 amino acids.
AUGCAUGCUCCGCUCGUGUCACUCUCCUUCGCGUCCCUCGCAGCAGCCGCUCUGCCUGAGGGCGUGAUUGAGGUCCCGCUCCAGCGCAUCAAGAAUCAGACCGCAUACGGUGUCGAAUUCCAGGUCGGCAAUCCGCCACAAAAGGCCGUCAUUUCUGCCGAUACGGGCAGCCCGACGUACUCCUUUGAGUCUCCACGCAACACCGUCUGCCAGCAAGGCUACUGCUCAGCUUAUGGCACCUACGACAACACAACUUCCACCACGUCCAAAUGGCUCAACGGUGACUACACCGACAUGCUCAUCGACCACGGCUUCGGCAGCUUCGUCAACGACACUCUCCAGUUUGGCGGCAUCUCCCUCAAUGACAUGAUGUUUGGCGUUGUGGAGGAGAACUUGGCCUCGUACACAAUUAACACGCAGCAAACCGCUAUCUUCGGCCUCGGAGCGUUCUGCCAGACGCCUGCUUGCGACACAUAUCCCACAUUUCUCAACCAGCUAUACGAGCACGGCGCAAUUUCUCGGCGUGCCUUUAGUGUGUAUCUGGGCCCGAAUGAUCCGGAUGCCACAGGUACGCUGCUCUUCGGUGGCAUCGAUCUUGCGAAGCGUCAGGGUCCCGUUCACAAGUUGAAGGUUCUUGAUCCGACAGCAUCUGGGGCGAAUCUCCAGCCCAACUGGGUCAGCCUAUCCAGCGUCGAACUCCAGCUUUCCAAUGGCACUACGACUACUUCCACCUAUGACAACGGCACAUAUGCGCUGUGGGAUACCGGAUCUCCGGGCUGGUACUUCCAGCAGGACAUGUUCGACGCUCUCACCAGCUACUGGGGCCUCACGAACCCCGACCCGUAUAAUCUUAUCAUUGACUGCAAGUUCCGUGAGCCGUCCAACGACUCGAUCGCUGUGAAUCUCGGCCAGGGAGUGACACUCAGCGUGCCGUUGAGUUCGCUGCCUAUUGAUAACGGGGACGGCACUUGCACUGCGCCUGUUGCGCCGUGGGGGACCUUGAUGGGCGAUGCGUUUCUCCGAAAUGUCUACUUUACGUUCGAUUAUGAGGAUCUGACGAUUGAGUUUUCCCUGGUCAAAUAUACUAACGAGACGAACAUUGUCAAGAUUGAGUAG